CUUUUCAACAAACUGAUUGGAAAUGCUCAGUUUCCCAAACUCAACCACCUUCAUAAGCACAGUUGGAGUUACUGAGAAGAGAUACCAUGAUUUUCACUGCCAUAGCCAUGCUCUGUCUGGGACUGACUCUGGGAUUCAGGUCUCCAGUGUUGGCAGGAGAUCCCUACAGCAAACCCAGAUUGUCAGCCCUUGACAGCCACGUUGUGAAUGCAGGAGGGAAUGUGACCCUUCAAUGUAUCUCAUGGCAGAAAUACGAUGGGUUUAUUUUGAUCAAGGAAGGAGAACCCAAGUUCUCCAGAACCCUGGACUCACACUAUAUUUUCACUGGGCAUUUACAAGCUAUGUUUUCUUUGGGUCCUAUGACCUCCAGGAAUAUGGGGACAUUCAGAUGUUAUGGCUUCUACAAAAGAGAUCCACAAAAGUUGUCUAUGCCUAGUGACCCCCUGGAAGUACACAUAUCAGGCAGCGAGGGGGGCACAUCUGCCCCUUUCCCACACCACCACAUGGCAGAUGAGCGGUGGGGCUACAUCUUCCACAUUCACAUUCUGUCAGUUCUACCGCCAUCUCCUCUGGCCAGCUCUACUGUGCUGCCAGGUGUGGUGUAG
Alexandromys fortis (reed vole) is the source of this 605-nucleotide messenger RNA. RefSeq names its product leukocyte immunoglobulin-like receptor subfamily A member 6. Bases 87 to 605 code for a protein of 172 amino acids. The transcript is spliced from 4 exons. The record is from RefSeq and is a predicted model, not a curated record. Gene Ontology annotation, cellular component: plasma membrane. NCBI's taxonomy places the organism in Eukaryota, Metazoa, Chordata, Mammalia, Rodentia, Cricetidae.